Cooperia oncophora is the source of this 330-nucleotide messenger RNA. Lineage: Eukaryota; Metazoa; Nematoda; Chromadorea; Rhabditida; Trichostrongylidae. The record is from the annotation of a GenBank genome assembly.
CAUCGUAGGGAUAUCGCAUGCCGGAACUGCCUCAUCAAUGUGGCCCAAAAUGUUGUUAAGCUUUCUGAUUUUGCUUAUCCAAACAAGCUGAGAAAUAUAAUAUUCCGGAGAACGAAAAAUUGUCACUCAAACUGGCAAGCUCCCGAGGUUAUCUUGACCAGAGUCUACACAGCAAAAUGUGAUGUAUAUUCUUAUGGCAUACUUAUUUGGGAAAUAUUCCAUAACGCUGAGACACCAUUCAAGGGAAUUGACAACAAAAAGUUGAGAGCCAAGAUAAGUAAUCCGAAUUAUCGUCCCCGAUUAGAUCCUGAACUACCCAUUGUUUGCUAA